GGAAGUCUGUCCCAGCACUGUCCUGCUCCAGACGCAGUCACCAAUGUCAGGCGUCGGGGAAAUUUUGAAAGCAGUUGGCGAUUUCGGGCCAUUUCAGAAAUGCCUGGUGCUGCUCACCUUGAUCCCCUGCCUCAGCGUGGCCUUCCACCAGUUCUGCCAGCUUUUCAUGGUUGUGGAUGUGCCCUACCACUGUGACACCAGCUGGAUCCUCGCUGUCGGCCCCAACCUGACGCAGGAAGAGCAGCUGAACCUCACCCUGCCCCGGGAUGCGGACGGGCAGUACGAGCAGUGCUCCAUGUACUCCCCGGUGGACUGGGACCUGGACUCCAUCCUGACAUAUGGCCUGAACGCCACGCAGAAGUGCAGCAGUGGCUGGGUGUACCCCUCAGCAGAGCCACCCUCCCUGCUGACCGAGUUUGACCUGGUGUGUGACAGGAAGGACCUGAAUGACAUCGCCCAGUCCAUCUACAUGGUGGGGCUGUUCCUGGGAUCCAUGAUCUUUGGGCCGCUGAGUGACAGGAUCGGCCGCCGGCCAGUCAUUCUGAUCUCAGUCUUCCUCCAGGGCUUGUUUGGUCUGGGAAUUGCCUUUGUGCCCCAUUUCUAUGUGUACAUGGCCUUCAGGUGUGUCGUGGGGGCUUCGGUGUCAGGAAUCACCAUGACAUUACUGUCCUUAGCCACAGAGUGGAUUGGUGUCUCCUCCCGGCCUAAGGCAGUGCUUUCCUCUCACUGCUGUUUCGCCAUUGGACAGAUGAUUUUGGCUGGCUUGAGUUAUGGGAUUCGCAACUGGAGGCUGCUGGAGAUUGCAGGAUCCGCUCCUAUAUUUGCCUUUUUCUUCUUCAUUGGGGUGCUCCCAGAGUCAGCUCGGUGGCUGGUGACCAAAGGCAGGAUGGAGGAAGCCAAGAAGCUCCUUCAGAAGGCGGCGGCCACCAACAAGCGCAGCCUCCCGGCAGGACUCCUGGAGCAGGUACCUGUCCGGGCACAGGGAACCUCUGGAAGUCUUCUGGAUCUCUUUCGGAAGAGGCACCUGCGGAAGGUGACUUUGAUCAUGUCAUGUGCCUGGUUUGUGAACAGCUUCGUCUACUACGGGCUGAGUCUGAACGUGACAAAUUUUGGCCUGGACAUCUACCUGACCCAGCUGGCCUUUGGAGCAGUGGAAAUCCCAGCCCGUAUUGGUUGUAUCUUCAUUCUGCAGUGGUUCGGGAGGAGGAAGACCCAGACUGUUCUCCUGCUGCUGAGUGGCCUGGUGUGUCUGAUCAUCACUGGCAUCCCUGAAGACCAGCCCUUGGCAACCACUGUCCUGGCCACCAUUGGCAAGUUUGCUGCCUCAGCCUCCUUCUCCACCUCCUACGUCUACGCGGCAGAGCUCUUCCCCACGGUCGUCAGGCAGACCGGCGUGGGGCUGUGCUCGAUGUCGGCGCGGCUGGCUGGGGUCCUGGCCCCGCUGGUCCGGCUCCUGGGGCAGUUCCACAGGGCCAUCCCCAUGGCCAUCUUCGGGAGUGCCCCCGUGCUGGGGGGGCUGCUCUGUGUCCUGCUGCCUGAGACCCGCGACGUGGAGCUGCCGGAUGACACGGGGGAUGGACAAACCCCGGCUGAGGUCUGCGAAAGUGGCACCAGAAGCUCUGAGAACGGACAGGUGAAAGGAAAGGAUGGUGUCCAAGUCAAUGAGUGCACAAAGACCACUUACUUCUAGCUGGGUCUGCAGCUGAAGGCAGUUGGGUGCUGUGUGGGCACUGAGGACAGGCAGGGUCUCCACCACCGGACACCACCACUACUCAGGCCAUCACUGCCAAUUCUUGGCUCUCCUUGUCUUUUUUUGCCUUCCUGUAUCUCCCUCUAUAGCUGGUCCUCAGGCACUGCAUCCUGUCACUGGUGUCCAGCACUGCUCCCGCUGGAGAAAAUCGGGUGCUUUUUGUUUAGGGGAAAAAACCCAAAGAAAUCAAAAACCAGAAUGGGGACGUUUUCUCUUCAUUUUUCCUGUCUUGUCUCCAGGAAGGUGAGACUGUAAACUCUGCCCAGUGAGACACGUGCACUGAAUAGAGUUGCAAGAGGGAACUGUGCUCACUAACAAGAGAGCUGGAGCAGAUGCAGCACUGAGAACAUUCUCACUCUCGCAAAAAGGAGUGAUUUAUCCUGACUGUCUAGCAAGAUCUCUCUCUCUCUCAUAAAAACACUCCUUUUUAUUCUUUAAAAUUUGAGAUAGCUGAG
This is a messenger RNA of Empidonax traillii (willow flycatcher), 2205 nucleotides long. Its product is annotated as solute carrier family 22 member 13-like. NCBI's taxonomy places the organism in Eukaryota, Metazoa, Chordata, Aves, Passeriformes, Tyrannidae. Gene Ontology annotation, molecular function: transmembrane transporter activity. The coding region runs from base 44 to 1690 and encodes 548 amino acids. Gene Ontology annotation, cellular component: membrane. The transcript has 10 exons. Gene Ontology annotation, biological process: transmembrane transport. The record is from RefSeq and is a predicted model, not a curated record.